This is a messenger RNA of Phalacrocorax carbo (great cormorant), 468 nucleotides long. The record is from RefSeq and is a predicted model, not a curated record. NCBI's taxonomy places the organism in Eukaryota, Metazoa, Chordata, Aves, Suliformes, Phalacrocoracidae.
GUGACGCUGCUCAGACUGCGCUGAAGUUCCUUCUUCAGAACCACACAUCAUUUUAGAGAAGUUAGUUGCCACUAUGGUGCCUGGGGGCUUAACUGAGGCCCAGCCUGCUACUCCAGAAGUCCAGGGUAUUGCUGAUGAGGUGAAGGCGGAAUUGGAAAAUAAGGUGAACAGGACAUAUGGGAUCUUUAAAGCCAUAAUAUUUAAGACGCAGGUGGUUGCUGGGAUAAACUACUUUAUUAAGGUCCAAGUUGCCGAUGCCGACUAUGUCCACCUAAGGGUGUUUCAGAGCCUUCCUUAUAAGCAUGAAAGUCCCAGGCUUGAUGGUUAUCAAACCGGCAAAACCAAAGACGAUCCUCUGGUCUACUUCUAGACACAAUGAGGAAUGGUGCCUCACUUCUGCCAAGUCGCAUGUGGGUUCUGCCUGUGUCAUCAGGAAAUGCAUGAAAAUAAAAUAAGUUUUGAAAGCUA